AAAUUGUUGUUAAGGAUACAGAAGUUGUGAUAAAACUACUGCUUUUUGGAGCUUGUCCUUUUCCUCCUUCCAUUCGUUCUGGCGGAUGGACUUGUUUUCUGAAAGGAACAUGUUCGGAAUUAUUCUACAUUCUAGUUGGUUAUCAUGAGAUAGGUCAGAUAAUACCCAGCACUGUGCGUUUGUUUAAAUUAGACACAACUAAUAUAAACUGGGAAGAAUUGGAAAGCCUCAAAGACUGGGACAUGACUGGUAUAGCUCAUUUGGAUAACCUGGAACCAGAAGACUAUGAAGACAUAGAAAUUACUCAAGAAGUGUGGGAAGAAACGGAAGACCUUAAGGGUGCCAUCUUUUUUGUGGAUCUUGCUCGUGAUAAAUCCAUGUUUUACAACCCUGCAAUUGCCUUGGAAUUAGGGGGUUAUAUACAUAUUCGUGACAAGGUGGAUAAAAUCAUUUAUUCGUACCAUGUCAACAAUCAAACCAUUGUCUCAUCUCCUAUGCCUUCUCCAGUGCUGCCAACAAGCCAUGUGUCGUUGUGGGAAAACUGUUGAUUCUAAACACAAAGAGGAUGAGAUGGCAGUAGCAUUAAUUACGGAUGAUAUGGUUGAAGUUAGUAAAUCUCGCUUGCAUGAUAUUCCAUUUGAUGUUUUGCAAAUGAUUAUGAAAUUUUGUGUUGGUGUGGAAUAUAUGAACUUCCGUGCUACUUGCAAACGUUGUCAUCCAGCAGCACCUUUGGUACAAUGGCGCAGCAAAACAGAAUUACAGAAUUACUCAUUAGUUUCACCUUGGCUGAUGGUUAUUGAUAAAAAUCGAGGCAUUAUUACUUUCACGGAUCCGUUGUUAGGUAACAACUACUUUAUGAAAAACCUGCAGGUAUCCAUUUAUGAUGAUUCGUAUUGUUCUAGGUUUGGUUGGUUGUUGUUUAAGACCAGUGAGUAUUGCCUGGCGUUCUUUAACCCAUUCACAAAUGAUCGUCUCGAGCUUCCAGAAGCAGAUUAUCAGUUUAGGCAUGUAUCUUUCUCAGCACCACCUACUUCCACGGAUUGUAUGGUGGUUGGAUUUACAAAGGUGCGUGUUUACGUCCAUUUUGUAUCCCGGGAAGCAACCUGGCAAAGGAUUAAUCUAGGUGAUUCGCAUCCUCACUUUGUUCGCUUUCCAUCAUUCUAUGGCCGAGACCUCUAUGGGUUGUGUGACGAUGGAGAACUUGCUGUUUUCAAAAAUUUGGGUGGAGAGGAUUUCUCUUGGAACCCCCAAGAAAUCGUUCCAUGUUGGACGCGACAGAGUCACAUUUCUUGGUGACAUGUGAUAAACACAUCUUAGUAGUUGUAAUGGGGAGGUUGGGAGAUGCUAUUGAGGUACUUAAGCUGAGCGAAGAUUGUACGCAAGAAUGGGAGAAAAUAGAUGGCAUAGGAAAGCACAUGAUUUAUAUAUGUGAUACAAGAUGUGUUUGUAUUGAAGCCAAAGUGCCUGAAAUGGAGAACAAGAUCUUCCUUCCACAAUUGUGUUCUAACAACGGUAAGAUAGUGUUCUAUUCACUUGACACUUGCACCUUUCAUACAUUCAAUGGAAAAAGCAUCCAAGAAAAACUGGGGGACAACUUCACCAUAACUACACAUCUGUCCGCUCACGCGUGGAUUGAACCAAGUUGGUCAAGUUUGCUACCCCUGAAAAGACAAUACAAAGGAAAUCGUAAAGCAGCACUCGAGUGACCAUUCCCAUUCCUUUAGCAACAGAAUCGAAAGUAAGAUCUUAAUUAGAGUUUUGCAGGCGAAGUGAGCAACUAUUUAUCUUUUAAAGUUUAGAUAACUCACUUUAUUACUAAUUUUUUGUGUUGUCUUUAUUACGGAUUCUUAUGUUUUAUGAUACUAUCUAUGAGGAUGGUUAAACCUA
Messenger RNA from Erigeron canadensis, 1887 nucleotides. RefSeq names its product F-box protein At4g00893-like. The record is from RefSeq and is a predicted model, not a curated record. Lineage: Eukaryota; Viridiplantae; Streptophyta; Magnoliopsida; Asterales; Asteraceae. Bases 463 to 1296 code for a protein of 277 amino acids. The transcript is spliced from 2 exons.